AUGAAGACCGAAAUAAAGAAUAAAUUUGAUAUUAAUAAGACAGGCAAUAAAGCUAUAAUCUAUAAGUCUUGGGAAGAGUUGUUAAUGGAAAUGUUGGAAGUACAUAAGAAUCCCAUCUUCAAAAAAUACCAGGUUUUUUUAAACAUCAAAAUAAGUCAUUCAGGUGCUGUCUCUGUUGGAGCCAACGAAAGCAUGACACUUGCCGAAUCCUCCACCUCGGCCAUCAGUGGCACUCUGGCCCCCUCAAGUGCAAAAGAAAUUACUUUUCCCUCAAAGAAAAUUAAGAUGUCACAUUUACCAGAAACUGAAGAAACCCAAAAAUUAUCAACUGCUGAGUUACAUCGAUUAGUUCUAUUAGAGCAGUUGAAAUUAUGUCGAAUGCAACAAGAAGAAAUCAUUAAGAGACAGAAGCAAGGUGAUGGUAACUUUAUGCCAAACAGUACUUUUUCGGAGGAAAAAAUGUAUUACAACUUGUAA
Messenger RNA from Acanthoscelides obtectus, 477 nucleotides. Lineage: Eukaryota; Metazoa; Arthropoda; Insecta; Coleoptera; Chrysomelidae. The record is from the annotation of a GenBank genome assembly.